UCCACUCCCCCCCCACACGCCCCCUCUGAAUUCUAAACACCUAAAACGCAGAAGACCCCAUAAAACCUUAUCUUCUAUCCUCUUCUCUUAUCAUCUGCCCUCUCCUCCCUCUUCCAAUCCCCAUAUGUGAACUUCUCAGUUCUCUCUUCUUCCCAUUGCCAUUCCCAUCUACGUAUUUGCUGACCACCAAGCAGGAAGGUAAAAGAAGCAAUUUUUCAUGGCGCCCAAAGCUGGGAAGGCCAAGCCCCAUAAGGCUAAGGGCGAGAAGAAGAAGAAAGAAGAAAAAGUUCUCCCCACCAUCGUCGACAUUACCGUCCAGGCGCCAGACUUCUCUCACCUGACGCUCAAGGGGAUAUCUACGGACAGAAUUCUCGAUGUGCGAAAGCUUCUGGCCGUACACGUGGACGCUUGCCAUGUGACUUGCUACUCCCUCGCUCACGAGGUGCGGGGCCCGCGGCUCAAGGACACGGUCGAGAUCCCCUUGCUGAAACCGUGCCACCUCACCAUCGUCGAAGAGGAGUACACGGAGGAGCUCGCCGUCGCUCAUAUCCGCCGCCUCUUGGAUAUCAUCGCUUGCACCACCGCCUUUAGCCAUGCUCCGGCGAAGAAUGCUGGAGCCUCUACGCACCCCGACGCAAAUUCGCCGACGUCCGGUGCACCGUCUAGCGGUGGCGUAUCAAAGGAGCGCGACGCCCUCCCGGCCGACACAUCAGAAUCCAUUCUAAAGACCCAACGAGGAAGCGAUAAAUCCGGAUCCCUUGCCCCUGCCGUCGGUGCUUCUGGAGCGAAUAAGAAGGAAGAAGCUCCCAUCUACCCUCCGCCCAAGCUUGGCAACUUCUACAGCUUCUUUUCCUUCUCCCACAUCACACCGCCGCUCCAAUACAUCAGAAGGUCGGUGCGGCCAUUUGUGGACGAUAAGAGAGUAGAUGACUUCUUCCAGAUCGAUGUGAGAUUUUGCAAUGGGAAGCUGGUGACAAUAGUUGCUUGUCGAAAUGGUUUCUAUCCGGCAGGGAAAAGGGCUCUAACUAGCCAUUCUUUAGUGGGAUUGUUGCUGCAGAUCAGCAGAUCCUUCGAUGGAGCUUACAAGUCUCUCAUGAAAGCUUUCGUGGAGCACAAUAAGUUUGGUAAUCUUCCAUAUGGGUUCCGAGCAAACACAUGGGUGGUCCCUCCUGUUGUUGCAGAUUCUCCUGCAGUUUUUCCUCUUCUUCCUACAGAGGAUGAAACUUGGGGUGGAAGUGGUGGUGGUCAAGGAAGAGAUGGGAAACAAGACCAUAGGAAAUGGGCAAGGGAAUUUUCAAUCCUUGUUUCCAUGCCUUGCAAAACAGCUGAGGAGAGACAAAUCCGAGAUAGGAAGGCCUUUCUCCUGCAUAGCCUAUUUACCGACGUUGCAGUCCUCAAAGCUGUUGGCUCUAUUCAGGAUCUUGUUUUUGGUCAUAAACACUCAAAUGAAAUGCAAAAUGACCCUGACGCAAUUUUGCAUGAGGAACAAAUCGGGGAUAUGAAUAUUACAGUUAGACGAGAUGCAGCUGAUGCCAGUGCUAAAUUAGAUGUAAAAUUUGAUGGAAGUCAGACCUCCGGAAUGUCUUCCAAGGAAGUUGCCAUAAGGAACUUACUCAAAGGAAUUACAGCUGAUGAGAGUGUAAUCGUUCAUGACACUGCUACUUUAGGUGUAGUUGUUGUUAGACAUUGUGGAUAUACUGCUGUUGUUGAAGUUCCAGUUGAACCUGGUACCAGAACUCAACAGGACUUUGUUAUUGCAGACCAACCGGAGGGAGGCAGUAAUGCUCUAAAUGUCAAUAGCUUGAGAAUGCAGUUGCACAAGUCAUCUGCUCAGUUGAGCAACGGAGCCCUUUGUUCUCAGUUUUCUGAAAACGGUAGUUCACAGUCUUCAAGAUCUUUGGUACGAAAGUUAUUAUCAAUCAGUCUGGCAAAGUUGGAAAAAGAUGAUCAAUCACAUAGAAAAUCAAUCAGGUGGGAACUUGGUCAAUGCUGGGUGCAGCAUUUGCAGCAAGAUACAGGGAAAAGCCAGCCUAAAAAUAGUGAGGUCACUAAAGUCGAGCCAACUAUAAAAGGCCUUGGGAAACAAUUGAAAGAAAUAAAGAAAAAACUUGAAGAAAGGGCUGGAAUAAUUGAUCCAUCCAAGGACGGCUUCGUUGAUGCUAGCAAACACCAAAUGCUGGAUGAUUGUAUUCAGCAAGAGCAGGAAGGGAUAUUGAUGAAAUUGCUUCCGGAGGCUGCAUUCUUGCGGCUGAAAGAAUCUAAUACUGGUCUCCAUGUUAAGUCACCUGAAGAGUUAAUUGAGCUGGCACAGAAGUACUACGAAGAUUCUGCCUUGCCAAAAUUGGUAGCUGAUUUUGGCUCACUUGAACUUUCACCUGUUGAUGGGAGGACUUUAACGGAUUUUAUGCAUACAAGGGGCCUGCAGAUGCGUUCACUGGGCCGUGUGGUUGAGUUAGCUGACAAGCUUUCUCAUGUUCGAUCUCUAUGCAUGCAUGAGAUGGUAGUCCGAGCAUUUAAACAUAUGCUGCAAGCAGUUGUUGCAGCAGUUAGUGAUGUAGAUGAUUUGGCGGCAUCGAUUGCAUCAUGUUUGAAUGUUCUAUUGGGUACCUUACCAUCUGAGGAUGUGGAUCCUAACAUAGCUUCUGAUCAUCACCUUAAGCAGAAGUGGAUAGAAAUUUUCCUUUACAAGAGGUUUGGCUGGAGAUGGAAGGAGGAAAGUUGGAAAGACUUGAGGAAGUUUUCUUUACUCCGCAGUCUUUGCCACAAGGUUGGGCUUGAGCUAGUUCCUAGAGACUAUGAUAUGGAUGCGGUGGAUCCUUUCAAGAAAUCAGAUAUCAUCAGCAUGGUACCUGUUUACAAACAUGUUACAUGCUCUUCUGCUGAUGGAAGGACUCUUUUGGAAUCAUCCAAAACUUCCCUGGACAAGGGGAAAUUGGAGGAUGCUGUGAACUAUGGUACUAAGGCUCUUACCAAACUAGUGGCAGUCUGUGGUCCUUACCAUAGAAUGACAGCUGGAGCAUAUAGCCUUCUUGCAGUAGUCCUAUACCAUACUGGAGAUUUCAACCAGGCAACGAUCUAUCAGCAGAAGGCUUUAGAUAUAAAUGAAAGGGAACUUGGUCUUGAUCAUCCAGAUACAAUGAAAAGUUAUGGAGAUCUAGCAGUUUUCUAUUAUCGUCUUCAACAUACAGAAUUGGCUUUGAAGUAUGUCAACCGUGCCUUGUAUCUUCUGCACCUCACCUGUGGCCCCUCGCAUCCCAACACAGCAGCAACCUACAUUAAUGUAGCAAUGAUGGAAGAAGGCCUGGGAAACGUUCAUGUGGCACUCAGAUACCUGCAUGAAGCCCUCAAGUGCAACCAAAGAUUACUAGGAGCGGAUCACAUACAGACUGCUGCCAGUUAUCAUGCUAUCGCUAUUGCUUUGUCCUUGAUGGAAGCAUACACUUUAAGUGUUCAGCAUGAGCAGACAACCCUUCGAAUACUACAGACAAAGCUCGGAGCAGAAGAUCUUCGCACACAAGAUGCUGCAGCUUGGCUUGAGUACUUCGAGUCUAAGGUACAAGAACAGCAGGAUGCUGCACGGAAUGGUACUCCAAAGGCUGAUGCUUCAAUUGCUAGCAAAGGUCAUUUGAGUGUUUCAGACCUUCUUGAUUAUAUAAACCCAGAUGAAGAGCUUAAACUAAGAGAAAUUCAGAAGAAACAAGCACGGAUAAAGAUCAAGGGCAGGCUUGGACAAAGUCAAUGGGAAACAGUCGAAGAUGAAGACAUAAAGGAGGAAAAGAAAAAAAUAGAUUAUCCACCGAAGAAGAUUUCUAGUGAUAAAGAGAAUAAUGCACUUUCUCAGCCCAUGGAAUCUAAAGAUGAGAAACUCAAUAUUUCCAUUGCUCCUAUAACAUCAAGCCCGCGGGAUGAUAGUGAGCAGGGUGAAACCUGUGAAGAAGGAUGGCAGGAAGCAGUUCCCAAGGGGAGAAAUUUCUCAAACCGUAAGCCUUCCAGUUCAAGGAGACCUAGCCUUGCUAGACUGAACACAAAUGCCAUAAAUAAUGGAGAAACUGGUAGAUACAGGGGAAAAGUAGUCUCCAACUUCCCUUCCCCAAGAACCUCGCCCAAUGAAACUAGUCCCACUAAUGCCCUGAGUCCUUUUUCAGAUAAGAUAGUAAAAACUUCCAGCUUUGGUUUCAAACCUGCAACCGCCAGUAUAGCUUCCAAGACAGUUCCAUUAACAAUUUCAACGAAUGUUCAGUCCACUAGGAAAAACUUAUCAUACAAGGAGGUGGCAUUAGCUUCUCCAGGAACCAUAAUGAAGUCUGCAGAACAAAAAUCAUCACGAGAUGAGGAUCACAAUGAACAGAACGGUGAAGCACGCAGGGAGGUGACCAAUGUGGAAUUACUUCCCAAUGGAAUGCAAACUGAAGAAGAUAAAAUUAUUCACUCUGCAAUUGAGAAAGAUUCCACUCCACCAACUGCAUCCGAAACUAAAUCGAAUAAAAUUCACGAGCAAGGGGUUCCAGAAGAAAUUGAUAUUGCCAAGAUGAAAUCAUUUACAGUAGAGGAUUCACAAUUUACAUGUCCUGAUAUGAUGGAGUCUAUGAAGUUUGAUGGUUCGAGUGAUUCAAGGAUGACUUCAUUUGAAACUGAACUCUCCAAUGAAAUUGGAAAUGAUACAGAAAAUUGCAAGGCUGGUCACAAUGUCUUGGAAGAAUUAGAGUUGUCCAUAGCUAAUAAAGAUUCUGCCGAGAAGGAAAAUGAGGGAGCUUUGGCUGCUCGGUAUGAGCCACCUUACUCAGAUAGAAAUGUUCCUGCCUCUGCAGACAAUGCUGCGGAGCAAGGAGAUGAUUCUUCUGACCUAUCCAGUGGAGGGGAGAAUGAGAAAGCUACCCCGAUGGAAGGGGAAACAAAUCAACAAACAAAAGAAACAAGCAAGAAACUUUCAGCCUCUGCACCUCCUUUCAAUCCAUCUACUAUACCGGUUUUUGGUUCAGCUUCAAUUCCAAACAUACAGGAGCAUGGAGGAAUCCUGCCUCCACCAGUCAUUAUGCCCCCAAUUUUGUCAUCAAAUCCGAUUCGUAAGCAUCCUCAUCAAUCUGCUACAACAAGGAUUCCUUAUGGUCCCCGUCUUGCUGGUGGUUUCAACCGUGCAGGACAUCGAGGUGCAAGAAACAAGCUAACUAUUCCAAAUAUUGAGCCCAUUGCUGUUGAUGGGACUGGCUUUAGUCCAAAGAUUAUGAAUCCAGAUGCUGCUGAAUUCAUACCUGGCCAGCCAUGGCUUCCUAAUGGCUAUCCAACUUCUGUUUAUGGCCUCCCUGUUUCUCCUCAGGAAUCUUCAGUUUCAUCAGGCAGUUUAGCAGCAUCACCAACUGUUACUGCUGACGUUUCUGAAAAUAAUGAAGCUUUGCCUGAAGGAAACGAUCAUAGUAGCCAUACUUCAAUAAAAGAGAGUGAGAAGGCUGGAGAAGGUAAAGAGGGCGAUAAAGUUGAACCUGAGAUAAAUGCAGAAGCUAAAGAUACAGUUCCUGAAGGUACAACCGUGGAAGUAGAAUCUUCAGAGUCGGCAAUUGUUGAAAAAUCUGUAAAAUGCUGGGCUGAUUACAGUGACAGUGAAGCUGAAGAAGUUGAAAUUUUGAUUUGAAAGACCAACUUGAGAAGGAAAAGUCAUACAGGAUUUGGUAUUCCAAGAAAAAUAAUCUACUCUGGCUAAGGGGGGAGAUAGGAAAAUCUGAAUUCAUUCCUCAGUUUCUUAAAGACUAAUUGGAAUUCAAAGUUGUAUCUCCUAACACUUUCUGAGAUUGCAGAAUCCUCUAGGGGUAUUUUGCUGAGCUGAUUUUUUGUUCAUGGUUCAUUUCUUCAGCAAUUUUCUACUCGUCAUAGAAGUUACUAAAGAUUCAAUCUCGGAUGCUAUCUUGCAUGCAUAUUUAUUUGAUGGAAAGUACAACAAGUUUGUAAGGAGGAGAGUUAUGUCAAUAGUUCACCUAAUGUUGAUUACCUAUGAAA
Dendrobium catenatum is the source of this 5988-nucleotide messenger RNA. RefSeq names its product protein TSS. Lineage: Eukaryota; Viridiplantae; Streptophyta; Magnoliopsida; Asparagales; Orchidaceae. Gene Ontology annotation, molecular function: protein binding. The transcript has 23 exons. Gene Ontology annotation, biological process: organelle organization. Gene Ontology annotation, cellular component: cytoplasm. The record is from RefSeq and is a predicted model, not a curated record. Bases 218 to 5626 code for a protein of 1802 amino acids.